Molecule: messenger RNA, 2045 nt
Organism: Psammomys obesus (fat sand rat)
Lineage: Eukaryota; Metazoa; Chordata; Mammalia; Rodentia; Muridae
Gene: Dhrs7b
Product: dehydrogenase/reductase 7B
Exons: 8
Coding region: 226-1215 (329 amino acids)
Cellular component (GO): membrane
Molecular function (GO): oxidoreductase activity
Source: RefSeq, a predicted model, not a curated record
AACGAGGAGGACAGUGCCCCGAGGCUCUCGGUGCAUCAGAUUCAGAUCCGGGAGAGGAGGGGCACGCUGGAGGGAGGCCGUGGGCCCUGAUGGCUUCCGGUUCCCCGCGGCGCCCCACUUUGAAGGAAGCUGGGUUUCAGGCUCCGGGACUGGACUGGAUUGCUGUCUGGGCGUGCUCAUCGCUGAGGUCGCCUGAUCUGUGUAGAGCAAUGACAGAUUAAAGGAAUGAUCCCAUCCGAGUCCAGCUUGGUAAACCGGAAGAGCAUGCUAAAGGAGAGGGUCAUGGACUUGGUCCCUCAGACAACCGUCCUGCCCCUGCUGUUUGGCUGCCUGGGGAUUUUCAGCGUCUUCCGGCUGUUGCAGUGGAUCCGCUCAAAGGCCUACCUGAGGAAUGCUGUGGUGGUGGUCACAGGUGCCACCUCAGGACUCGGCAGAGAAUGUGCCAGAGUUUUCCAUGCUGCGGGGGCUAAGCUGGUUGUCUGUGGCCGAGAUGUGAAGGCCCUUGAAGAACUCGCGCGUGAACUUGCUGGUUCUUGCUCCUCCCAGGGACAGACACACAAACCCUACACGGUGACCUUCGACCUCACAGACCCUGUUGCUAUUGCCGCAGCAGCAGCUGAGAUCCUCCAGCGCUUCGGCUACGUGGACGUCCUCAUCAAUAAUGCUGGGGUCAGCUACCGCGGUGCCAUCAGUGAUACCCUGGUGGACGUGGACCGGAAGGUGAUGGAGAUAAACUAUUUUGGCCCUGUUGCUCUAACGAAAGCUCUCCUGCCGUCCAUGGUCAAAAGGAAGCAAGGCCACAUCGUCGCCAUCAGCAGCAUCCAGGGCAAGAUCAGUAUUCCUUUCCGAUCGGCAUACGCGGCCUCCAAGCAUGCAACCCAGGCAUUCUUUGACUGUCUGCGUGCAGAGAUGGAGCAGGAUAACAUCGAGGUGACCGUGAUAAGCCCUGGCUACAUCCACACCAACCUCUCUGUAAAUGCUGUCACUGCUGAUGGCUCCAGAUACGGAGCUCUAGACAAGAACACAGCCCAGGGCCGAAGCCCUGAAGAGGUGGCCCAGGCUGUCCUUGCUGCUGUGAAGAAGAAGAAAAAAGAUGUGAUCUUGGCUGACCUCAUGCCAUCCAUGGCUGUUUAUCUCAGAACUCUGGCUCCUGGCCUUUUCUUCAGAAUCAUGGCCUCGAGGGCCAGAAAAGAGCGAAAAUGCAAGAGCUCCUGACACUGGUAGAGCUGCUAGCUUGGGCCAGCCUGAUCACACUGAGAGUCACACCUGGGAUGGCUCAGCGAGGGGAUCCACAGUUGAAAGCUGGUGGAGGGCUGUCUUGUGCUCACGGGUGGGCAGGAGCACUUGUUUCCCCCAGGAGUGGGUUAGGCCCUUGAGUGAAUUAUAGACUUGGGCUGGGACUCUAAAAGAUGCAAAAUAAAUGACUCAAUAGAAUCCUGGAUGUGCCAGAUUUCAGAAGCGGUUCUGGAGGUUUGGGAAACAACCCCAAAUGUGUUUUUUUCUUGUUUUUGUUUUUCCCUCAAGACAGAGUUUCUCUGUUUAGCCCCUACCGUCCUGGUACUCACUCGAACUCAGAGAUCCACCUGCCUUUGCCUCAAGAGGGCUGGUUAUUAAAGGUGUGCACUGCUGAAUCUGCUUAUUUGGGCUUGUUGGAGAUCACGGACCUAGGUCUUAUGAAGAGGCUUGAGGGAGAAGGCUGGGAUAGGCUCUCCCCAGUCUGUAGUUCCCUUUGCUGUACAAAAAGUUUUUCAACUUCAUGAGGACCCAUUUAUUACUUGUUGGCCGUUAUCACCUGAACUGCGGGGUCCUAUUCAGAAACUUCUUGCCACUGCCUACAUCUGGAAAUAUUCUCCCUGCUUUUUCUCAACAGGUUUGAGUUUCACGUCGUACAUGGAGGUCUUGGAUCUAUUUAGAAUUGAAUUUUGUGCAGGGUGAGAAUGAUCUAGUUUCAUUCUUGACAAUGGUUUCCCAGGCUUCAAAGCACUACUUGUGUAUUUAUCAUCUUUGUAAAAUAGCUCUAAUGGUGAGUUUUUAUCUGUCUUUUA